GAGCAGGCGGCGGCGGCGGCGGCACGCGGGGGCACGGGACUCCUGGCGCGGCGGCGGGCACCGAUGGGCACCUUCUCCCCCCGGGGCCCGGCUCCGUUCGGAGGCCUCUGCCGGUUUAAAGGCCUUUAAAGGGAUUGGCUUCACCUUGCCAAGAUGGUGGACACUGAGAGCCAGAUCUGCCCACUCUCUCCCCUGGACGAUGACGAUCUGGAAAGCCCACUCUCGGAAGAGUUCCUCCAAGAGAUGGGGAGCAUCCAGGAGAUCUCUCCAUCCAUCGGGGAUGACAGCUCCGGGGCCUUCGGUUUCACAGACUAUCAUUGCUUGGGAAGUGGUCCAGGGUCCGACGGGUCUGUCAUAACAGACACCCUUUCACCAGCGUCCAGCCCUUCAUCUGUGAAUUACGCCCCAGUGGCGGGCAGUGUGGACGACUCCUCCAGCGCCACCUUAAACAUCGAGUGCCGGAUUUGUGGGGACAAAGCCUCAGGCUACCAUUAUGGGGUGCAUGCCUGUGAAGGCUGUAAGGGGUUUUUCCGGAGGACCAUUCGCCUUAAGUUGGCCUAUGAUAAGUGUGACCGCAGCUGUAAAAUUCAAAAAAAGAAUCGUAAUAAGUGUCAAUAUUGCCGUUUCCAGAAGUGCCUUUCAGUUGGAAUGUCACACAAUGCCAUCCGUUUUGGGAGGAUGCCGAGGUCUGAAAAAGCAAAAUUAAAAGCAGAGAUUCUUACUUGUGAGCACGAUGUAGAAGACUCGGAAAUUGCAGAUCUGAAGUCUCUUGCCAAGCGCAUUUAUGAAGCCUACCUGAAAAACUUUAACAUGAACAAGAUCAAGGCCAGAAUCAUCCUGGCAGGGAAAGCCAGCAACAACCCACCUUUUGUCAUACAUGACAUGGAAACCCUGUGCAUGGCAGAAAAGACAUUAGUGGCCAAGCUGGUGGCCAAUGGGAUCCAGAAUAAGGAAGCAGAGGUCCGGAUAUUCCACUGCUGCCAAUGUACUUCCGUAGAGACUGUCACGGAGCUGACGGAGUUUGCUAAAUCAAUCCCUGGCUUCGCGAAUCUAGACCUGAACGAUCAGGUGACUUUGUUAAAGUACGGGGUCUAUGAAGCCAUAUUUGCAAUGUUGUCAUCAGUAAUGAACAAAGAUGGGAUGUUAGUGGCCUAUGGAAACGGUUUCAUAACCCGCGAAUUCCUGAAAAGUUUAAGAAAACCAUUUUGUGACAUCAUGGAACCUAAAUUUGAUUUUGCAAUGAAAUUCAAUGCCUUGGAACUGGAUGAUAGCGACAUUUCCCUUUUUGUGGCUGCUAUAAUUUGCUGUGGAGAUCGGCCGGGCCUCUUGAACGUGGGACACAUUGAGAGAAUGCAGGAGAGUAUCGUGCACGUGCUCCAGCUUCACCUGCAGAACAACCAUCCCGACGACACCUUCCUUUUCCCCAAGCUGCUGCAGAAGAUGGCGGACCUUCGGCAGCUGGUCACGGAGCACGCGCAGCUGGUGCAGGUCAUCAAAAAGACUGAGUCUGAUGCCGCUCUGCAUCCUUUGCUGCAAGAAAUCUACAGGGAUAUGUAUUAAGUUUUUUAGGUGUGUUUUUUUAAGACAGAACUUUUCCAGAAUAUUUAAAGCCAACAGAAAUAUUAAUGUUAGAUGGGAGCAAAAAGACUUUGCACAAACGUCAGCUGUGUUUUAAUCCUAGAGCAUGGAAAUCAAUCAUGAUCUAGACAGCUGAAAUAUCACAUUUCUAUUGGUUUUUGAAACAGUAUUUCAGAGUUUGCCAAGAGUAUCCAAAAGCUGAUGAUGAGAGGGGUCUUGGAUAGUAGGGUAGAAUUGGGGGAUGCCGUCUGAUUCUGUUAAGGCACAUGGUUUUGAUCAAUGCAAAUUUAUUUAUAUUAUGUUAGUGAUUUAGCAUUUGGUUAAUUGGUAACCUCAUAAUAAGGACUUUGCUCUGCUCACCACCUUUGGGUUCUCGUGCUCAUUCUAUGCUAGUUUGGAUAACAGUGGCCCUUCCUGAGAAGGCCCUCAAGUCAGAAUUGGGGUGGAUGGAAGGAAAGGGCUGGGGCGCUCAAAAAGCAGCAAAGGGUUUCUUACAAAGACUUCAUUUCCAUCAGAAUUUCAAUGAAGAUAGUGGCACUUUUCUAACUAAGUACUUUUCGAAAGGCUUUUUUUAAAGUUUUUAAAUAGACGUUCAAAGAUCCACUGGUCGUACUAGAUCCCCACCUUGGCAGUUGAGAUUGUGCCAAGCCAGCCGGUCUCAGAUUUGUGUAACAAACUCCAGAUCGCCCUUCUCCAAUCCGAUUCAGAAAGUACUGGUUUGCAGAAUCUAGAAGGCUUACAGUGUUUAACAUCACCAGUUCUGAAACUGCUUCUUGGGUCGCGGAGAACUUGGAGUGACAGCUAAAUCUCAGACUCUGUUAGGGCUAGAAAGGAUCUCAUUAUCUCAUCUUACAGUUGGCAAACUGAAACUCCUGGGAGAGGGGCUUUUUCCAACUCCCCCCCCCCAUCUCCCCCUCCCGAGCCAUUCAAUCUUCCUCCCGGGAUCCAGCCAGCACUGGGCUCUUCCCUGUUCUUUACUCUCUUCCCAUCUGGGCUCUUCCUGGUCACAUCUCCCCUCACUAACGCUUGCGAGCCAUUCCUUCUCCUGGCCCUCUUGAAUCUCUUCUAUCUCUGGAGCUAUCCGUUCAAACUGCCUCUUCCCCCGAGAUGAGCCAGCAUGUCUCGAGCUCGGUUGGCCGUGGCAUGUGCCUAGGGAUUCAUUCUUAAUGUCCCAUCUGCCUUUUCCCCUUGUCUGGUAGUUUCUUUGGUACUUUUUUUCUAUGACUUUUUAACUUUUUUUUGUUGGUAACAGAAACUCCCUAGUGGAGACAAUGAAGCCAAUUUGAUUUAAGUGGUCUGGCCAACCUAACUUAGGACCAUGCACUUCACUAACAGAAAUGACCUGAAGAAAUGCGGAGGUUCUUUACAGUAGAAGGUGGUUUCUGCUUCCUUCCCAGGGUUUAACGACAGGUUGGUUAUUUGGAGAGAUAUGGAGCGAGCCCAGCCUCCUAGGGUGAAAGAUGAUCACAAGAUUUAAAGAUCAUCCUACAUUUGGGGUUAUCUAAAACACCCUGAAUUGAAGAUGUGUUCUCCGUAUAUACUAGUUCUAAUAAGCAGCCUUCAGAGCUUCAUGUCAGCUAGAGAACUGAUGCCAGAAUCCUGCCUCUUGAUCUCAUUUCUGCCAGUUCAGGCUUCCGAGAGGCAAAGCACUUUCUUUUCUGACCCUGAGCAUCGGAACCCACCGAGACCUUGCUGCUUGUGACCUUGCACUACUUGGGUUCCUUUCCCCUCAGUCCAUUUUCACCAGUCAUGAAAAUUCGAGUCAGAAUGUCAGCAUCGGCAGUGCUUGAGGUCUCAUCAACCACUCAUUUGGGGCUGGGGUUUUGUCGGGAGCUCUGCUAAGGAGGAACUUUAAAUAAUGCUACAGAGAAGAGGCAUCCAAUGUAAAGGAAAUUCCAGCUUAAAUUCUUAACUUAAUCUCAAUUUGUAGAUCCAGGGCUGUAACCUCAUCUCCUCAUUCUACAGAGGAGGAAAUGGAGACCCAGUGAGACAGAGACUUCCUUGCACAGAAAUAGGUCUUGAGGCUUCUGUUUCUGCCUUCAGUUUUCCCCAGCCUUUCCUUGGCCCUACCACUGGCCAGAGCCUCAAUCCUCCUUCCAUGCUGAGAGGACAGUGGAACAGGUCUGGUCUCCAGGGGUCUGAGAUCCAGCAAGGCUUCUCUCCCCACAGGACUCCUGAAAGACAAGAUUCAAGGGAAGCCAUUCACCUCCAGCUCUCCCACCUGCAGAGCUGAGCACAGGAGCAUGGACCGUCAUCUCCUUUCUGCAAGCUCUCCUGGGCCUACUGUGGAAGAGGUCUGGGAAUGCACCCACCAUGCUGGGAUUCCAGUCCAAAGCCAGAUUCUUCCCAUUCUGGCUCCGUCAGAGUUGGGUUUAACACCAGGACAAUUAUGAUUCAAAAUCACAAAACAAACCCUGGCUUUUGUCCCUCUCCUGUUAAACAUUUCCCGGACCUUUACUCCCAUGGGGGCAAAAUGAACAUCUCUUUGACCUGACACUGUGUAGAGAGAAGUGGCUGCUGGAUUCUGAGCACUAAAGUUUAUGUGGACCAGAGGGAGCUGACCUGCCGGAGCCCAGGUAUGGCCUCCAGGAGUUUUUCAGCCAUUCCUCAUAGGGUCCAUCAUUGAGCACAAGCAACAAGUGCAGCCCAACCUUUUCUUGAUUUCAUCACAAGACCUUGCGCUCUGGUGCAGUCCAGUAGGUACCUCAGAAGAUGCUUACACAUAGGCAGUGCUACCAGCUAGGCACUGCAACUUGAUACUUAUUUUUUUACAGCCCCUCCUCCACAGGCUCACAUGCUGAGCAGGGCCCCCCUGUCCUCUGAAGCACUAACCCCCUUCCCC
Sarcophilus harrisii (Tasmanian devil) is the source of this 4420-nucleotide messenger RNA. It is a transcript of the gene PPARA, whose product is annotated as peroxisome proliferator activated receptor alpha. Gene Ontology annotation, cellular component: nucleus. The transcript has 7 exons. NCBI's taxonomy places the organism in Eukaryota, Metazoa, Chordata, Mammalia, Dasyuromorphia, Dasyuridae. The record is from RefSeq and is a predicted model, not a curated record. The coding region runs from base 154 to 1560 and encodes 468 amino acids. Gene Ontology annotation, molecular function: zinc ion binding; RNA polymerase II cis-regulatory region sequence-specific DNA binding; nuclear receptor activity. Gene Ontology annotation, biological process: positive regulation of transcription by RNA polymerase II; regulation of lipid metabolic process; negative regulation of inflammatory response.